Ochotona princeps (American pika) is the source of this 1929-nucleotide messenger RNA. RefSeq names its product circadian associated repressor of transcription (gene CIART). Gene Ontology annotation, molecular function: RNA polymerase II cis-regulatory region sequence-specific DNA binding. Lineage: Eukaryota; Metazoa; Chordata; Mammalia; Lagomorpha; Ochotonidae. The record is from RefSeq and is a predicted model, not a curated record. Gene Ontology annotation, cellular component: nucleus. Gene Ontology annotation, biological process: circadian regulation of gene expression; negative regulation of DNA-templated transcription. The transcript is spliced from 7 exons. The coding region runs from base 657 to 1727 and encodes 356 amino acids.
UGCCAAGGGUCAGGCACAGGCACGUUCUAGCCUGGGCCUGGCCGCCCUCCGUCCUUCACGGCCGCGCGACCGUUCUCCAGAGAUAAGAGGAAACUGGACUCGGAGCUGGGCAGGACUCCCAGGGCUGGGAAUCGGAGGCCCCAGAGCGCUCGGCUUUGACCUCUAGAGUCGUGGCGGGCUGGCAUCCGAGCUGGGAACGUGCAUGGCCGGUUAUACUCCAGGCUCGGCGGGUUUCCACGUGCUGCGCUCGUGAGCGGAGGCGCCCCAGCAUCAGGCCCUGGAGUCGGGUCCGGAGGCGGGACCGCGUCCCGAACACGCGUCUGCAGAGGAACGACCAGUGUCUGCACGGCAGGCCCAUGUGUCUCCCGCGCAUCACCAUCCUAUUUAAGGCCACGGGCCCCGCCCUGCCCCCGCCCUUCCGCCUCCUUUCCUAACAGCACCCGGGCCUCUCGGCUAGCCGCAUGGAGGGGCGGAGCUCGGAGUGCUGCCCUCCCGGCCAAUCACCGCACGGCCGAUUCUCGGUUGGCCACGGCCCCGGAGCGCUGUAGCCAAUGGGCCGAGAGGCUCGGGAACGGGCGUCACGUGUUACCGGGCUCCCCUCGCUGGGUCCUCCCUCCAAGGAGCUGCUUUGCUAGUCCUUGCUACCGGACGGACCUAUGAAUUCUCCAUCUAGCGUCUCCUCCUCUUCCUCUCUCUCUUCCUCUUGGUCCACUUCCCCGGUGAACAGUGACUGUGGCUUUCCCUCUGACAGUGAGAGAGAGGACAACGGGGUGCGUGGGUCUUGGCCGGACCCUGUGGGGCCCGGGGGAGGUGCUCGACCCAGCCCAGGGCCCAUCCGCUGCAAGCAUCGCCCCAAGGUCUGCAGUCACCACCAGCACACAGCAUCCCAUCCCGAGCAACAGCAGCGGGGAUCUGGGACCAGGAGAUCCAGAGAUGGUGAACUGGAGACCGAUGGGAGUGGCCGGAGUUGCACCACGGAGGGAGACCUGCUCUUUGCUCAGAAAUGUAAAGAGCUCCAAGGAUUCAUUCGUCCCCUCACAGACCUGCUCAAUGGGCUGAAGAUGGGUCGUUUUGAGAGAGGGUUGAGCAGCUUCCAGCAGAGUGUGGCGAUGGACAGGAUCCAGCGGAUUGUCGGUGUCUUACAGAAGCCACACAUGGGAGAGCGUUACCUGGGAACGCUGCUGCAGGUGGAGGGGAUGUUAAAGACUUGGUUUCCUCAUGUAGCUGCGCAGAGCACAUCCCUAGGUGGACGGAGGCAGCUGCUAGCUAAGCAUUUUGCAAGCCUUCCCAGUGAUUCAGUUGCUUCCGUUCCUGCACCUGCAGCAGAAACAGCGGGUCAGGCCCAGCUAGGCCACGUGGUUUUCAGACAGCCUUGGCAUCUCUCGGAAUGGCCAACCAUGAAUCUCACCUGGAUCCACACCGCUCCAAUUUGCAACCCCCCUCUGAGUUCCCCAGGUACCAUCUCCUUUAGCCGUGGUCCUUUAGGCACUGGGACUGGCAUCGGUGUCAUUCUUUGGCUCCAGCAUGGAGUGCAGCCCUACAACCACUCUGCCCCAGCCACUCCAGUUCCACCUACUGUAACACCUCCUGCUGUCCCCAGUGAGGCUAAGAAACUAUCUGGAGAGGGAUCUCGUUGUCACAGUUUGCCGGUAACUAUGCAAUCAGACUGGAGUUGUAACUGCACCUCCCCGGGCCUGUGCAGCGAGGCCAAAGAGAUGGCCACAUGACGUUUAAAACAGCAGAUGGGAAGCCGUCCUCUAGUUGCUCCAGCUUCCUGUCUCAACCCCUAACACAGGGCGUGUAGCCAAGCCUUUGGAAUUUCCAAUGUCUGUAAAUAGCUGUAUAGGCAUUUUUUUUUGUUUUACUUUUAAUGUGUGAUUUGUGCUGAAGGGAAAAAAAAAGCUUUUCUGAUUAAAAAAGAUUUUUUUU